Molecule: messenger RNA, 3548 nt
Organism: Coregonus clupeaformis (lake whitefish)
Lineage: Eukaryota; Metazoa; Chordata; Actinopteri; Salmoniformes; Salmonidae
Gene: proser1
Product: proline and serine rich 1
Exons: 12
Coding region: 520-2748 (742 amino acids)
Source: RefSeq, a predicted model, not a curated record
GCGGUGUUAGCGGCUUAGUUUAUUGUGGCUGUUUGUACAGUUCAAAAUAUGUCGAUAAACUAAUGUACAUACGAUAGACAUUGUCAAACGCUUCGGUUGGAUGAAUUAAUUGAUGUCUUCAUUUUCCAUAGAGCAUUUUACCCUUUCUGCUCGGGGGAUAUCAUAAACUGCAGAGUUAAGCUAACGUUAGCCAAGCUGUCAAGUAGCCAGUCUACACAGCUUUGCAGCACUUUCUUGCUAGCAAUAGAUUUGAACGAGGACAACAAAGAAAACGUUGCAAAUAAUAUGCUAUUUGUGAAUAUACUUUGUCUUAAAGCCGCAUUAUGAAGUGUAUAGCUCUAUUUUAAUAGUAAGCUACCGGUAGUUUGUCCGUUUUGUGAUUAUGUCAGUUAUAUUGAUUGUACUGUAACGUUAGCUAACUCACGUCCACUGACUCAAGCGAGCAAGCCAGGUUGCUACUUAUCAAGGAGUAAGAACACUGAAGAGGGGAGAAUCCGAGAUCGUGUUAUCCAAUCAAACAUGGAUAAGAAAUCAUUCGACAUCGUCUUAGACGAAAUCAGGAAGUGCGUGCUAACAGAUCAGCGGAUCAAGGCGAUAGAGCAGGUGCACGGGUACUUCUCCAGCGAGCAGGUAAUGGACAUGCUGAAGUACUUCUCCUGGGCAGAGCCUCAGAUCAAAGCUGUCAAAGCUCUUCAACAUAAAAUGGUUGCCAUCCCCACGACCAAAGUGGCCAACAUCCUCAACUGUUUCACCUUCUCCAAGGACAGACUGGUGGUUCUGGAACUCAUAGCUCUGAACAUCUCUGAUGCCCAGAACUACCGUCCUGUAGAGGAUCUGUUCCGUAUUCACCUAUCUGAGAAGAAACGAGCCCGCAGGAUCCUAGAGCAGGUGUGUAAGGUCGGCUGCAAGGCGCCAGUAGCCAUGAUCUCUUCCUGUGGGAUGAUCCCAGGGAACCCUUACCCUAAAGGCAAACCCAGCCAGACCACUGGCACCUUCCCUGGAACUGCUGCUAAGAAGGAGGGAGAGGAGACCCCUGCCAACACGGAGGGGAAAGGCAUCGCCGCACGCAUCAUUGGACCGUUCAAACCAGCUCCGUCGUCCUACAACCCUCAGCGGCCAGUGCCGUACCCCAUCCCCCCCUGCAGACCUCACGCCACCAUCGCACCAAGUAGGUACAACAACGCAGGGCUGGUAUCAGUGGGCGGGGUCAUUACGUCCAGCGUUCUACCCCCACCCUACAGCGCCAGCACCAAGUCCACAGGCUACGCCAGACCUGCCAAUCAACAACAGCACCCCGUCACAGGUGUCAACUCCACGGCCCUCCCAUCUCCCCUCGGCUCUGCCCCAGUCCCUCCCCUGCCCUCCCCCUCUCACCCCACCCCCACCACCCCCAUCACCCCUGUGUUCCCUGGCAAGGUCCCCUCCCAGAACCCUCUAGCCCCCUCUCCCUCCCCCGCCCCCUCUCCCUCCGUCAUCAAAGGGGGUCCCCUCCCAUCCGGUUCCCCCCACCUGCCCCCCACCACCCCCUCCGUCAUUAAGGCUCACACCCCGUCAGGUACCCCCUCCGGUACCCCCGGUCCCCACCACCCAGGGGCGUUCUCCUCCUCUCCCUUCCAUGCCGGUGCCUCUCGGUCAGACACCCCGACCCCAAGGACUCCCCUCCCUGACCCCCUCCCUCAGGGUACCCCUGUGGGCCUUCCUCAGUACAGCCCCCAGACAGGCCCUGCCUUCCCUGGCCUGCCCGCAUACCAGACCACCCCGUCUGGGUCAGUGAUCCGCAGCUAUCCCCCGUCCUCCACCUCGGCCCCCAGCCCCAAGCCCUCCCCGGCCCUGUCCGGCCAGGCCCAGGCGUCCUUCUACAGCGAGCAGCACCGCGGCCCAUUGGCUAGAACCGGAGGGGGGACAGGCAGUGGCAGUAACAGCCCAGUCCCCUCUGCCUUUAAAGGCCCUUCCCGUGCGGGUACUCCCUCCCUCAGCUCUCUGGUGAUGCCUGGUGGAUCAGCAGCCCUAGCCCGCUCCCUGGCUCUGUCCCACCCCUCUGCAUCCCCACAGGGCUCCCUCCCCAGCCCUGCUGCUAUGGCCAGCCUCCAGGCCCUCUCCUCAGGCCCGGCUACCCCCCACUACCCCGGCCUCUCCCCCUUCCCCUCCUCCCUGUCCUCCAUGACCCCCACCUCCCACCCCCAGACCUCCAUGGCCUACCCAGGCCUGGCUCACAGCGUAACCCCAAGCGGAGCCUCUCCCUUUGGGAUGGGUCUGACCACCGCCCCUUCUAUCUUCCCGGGGCUGGCUCCAGGGCCCAGUCCGGGGGGGUUUCCAGGGUUUGGGGGUUCAGGGGGACCGGGGGCGGGGAGCCCCGUCCUGUCCUCCUUCAUGGGUGCCGGGGCGUCCGUAGCAACCGUAGCCCCUCUCCAUUCGGCGGCGGCCGUGGCGGCGGCAGCAGGAGGUCCGUCCUCCUCUCCCGUUCUACCAGGCUUCGCCUCUGCUUUCAGCUCCAACUUCCAGCCUGGGCUGUCUAGUGGCCUCCAGCCUCCAGGUGGCGCUGCGUUCCCUGGCCUGUUGUCUUUCCCUGGCAUGCCAGGCUUCUCCCCCUCCCCCAGCCAACUACACAACCCUGCCAUGCAGUCAGCCCUGCUACAGGCCCACUCUGCGUCUGUAUUAGAGGGUUAUACCACCUAUCCCCCUGGACCUGGCAACCCAUUCCCCUUACAACCUGGCAACCUGCACCCCUCCCAGCUGGGUUGGCAGUGACUCUAACACUCGUACGCAAAACACACAAUACCCGAAACACACACACACACACACACACACACACACACUUACACACGCUCUCACACUCAGUCAAAGUCGACUUGGGGUCAACUUGUAUCCCCUCCACUCACUACAACCUGCCAAGACUGUUUACAUCCUUUGUUUGGGCUUUUUUGACUCCGUCAAUGAACUAAAAGAAGAGGAACUGGAGAGACUUCUAGUCAGAAACAUCUGAGGACUGAAUCGUUCGUGAGACAAACUUCACAACAGACAAAUCAUUUAAUUGAAAAGGCGUUAUUGAAAGCUUUGUUGUCACUGUAAACAGAGUGGACAACGGUUUACCAGAGGAUGGUGACAGACGAACUUCCCCACAGACAGGAGAGGGGAAAAGGUCUAUUCAGUCUGUCCACAAGCCAGCUCUCUGUCUGUCAAGACCAGGUCUAUUGUAGAUCUAUCUGAUGAUCUGUCUGUCUCACUGUAGAUCUAUCUGAUGAUCUAUCUGUCUCACUGUAGAUCUAUCUGAUAUUCUAUCUGUCUCACUGUAGAUCUAUCUGAUAUUCUAUCUGUCUCACUGUAGAUCUAUCUGAUAUUCUAUCUGUCUCACUGUAGAUCUAUCUGAUGAUCUGUCUCACUGUAGAUCUAUCUGAUGAUCUAUCUGUCUCACUGUAGAUCCAUCUGAUAUUCUAUCUGUCUCACUGUAGAUCUAUCUGAUGAUCUAUCUGUCUCACUGUAGAUCUAUUUCAUAUUCUAUCUGUCUCACUGUAGAUCUAUCUGAUGAUCUGUCUCACUGUAGAUCUAUC